Molecule: messenger RNA, 1673 nt
Organism: Porites evermanni
Lineage: Eukaryota; Metazoa; Cnidaria; Anthozoa; Scleractinia; Poritidae
Source: the annotation of a GenBank genome assembly
AUGGCAAGUGUAUAUUUAAGCAAUACACACGGAUUAAAGCCGUUUGUCUGUCCAGAAACUGCUGGUAUUUCCGCACGCUGGGAAAGAUGGCUUCGAGCUUUUGAAUUGUUUGCGACAGGAAAAGGAGUAAAAAAUGUCGAUCAGAAGAAGGCUUUAUUGCUGCACACUCGGCCGCAUUAAAUGGGCAAGACAUUUAUUUCACGUUGACCAAAGAAGGAGGAUCAGAUAGCUAUCAGAAAGCAAAGGCGACCUUGAAGAAAUAUUUCAAACCGCAAGCGAAUGUUUCGUGUGAAAGGCUUUGUUUUUGUGAAGCAAGUCAACUGGCAAACGAAAGCGACCAACAGUUUGUUACUAGAUUGAAACAAACAGCCCAAACCUGCGAAUUCGGAGAUGCUGCAACUGUGGAUGAGCAAAUUCGUGAUCAAGGGAUAAGCAAAUGCUUGUUGCACCAACCCCGUCGGAAGUUACUUCAGAAGGGUCGAAACUUGACACUGCCACAAGUAAGAGAAACUGCUCGUUCUAUGGAGGAAUCUGAAAAACAGGCCUGUUCAAUCGAAGGAGGAAGUGGUGAGGUCCGUAAUGAAGUGAAUAGUGUGAGUGGAAAGACGAAUUACAGAGGGGAUGCGAGCGCAAGAAAAGUCAAACGUAUUUGUUGUGCAUACACGGGACAUAAAGCCAAAGAUCGUCGAUGUCCAGCGACAAGGAAACAGUGCAGGAAGUGUAAUGGAUCAGGACAUUUUGAGGCUGUGUGUAAAACUAAGGAGAAGCAAACCAGUGGUAGAGGAGCUGGAGCGCCGCAUAAACCAGACGUCGGAAAGAAGAGAGGUGCAGCUUAUCAUGUAACGCAGGUAGAAACUGAAGGUACUCGGGGUGAUGAUUGUGAAUAUGCUUUUGGCAUUUUAGAUGAUUCUAAUGUUUCAAGUGAUGGGAAAAUUCCUGUGAAGAUAGGAGGUUUACCAGUAACAAUGAUUAUUGAUUCUGGUGCUAGUUGCAAUGCCAUAGGUCGUAAAGUAUGGGAAUAUCUGAAAGCAAAUAAGGGUGCAUGUGUCUCGACUAAGGCUUCAAAGAAGUUGUAUGCAUAUGGUAGUAAUCAGCCACUACAAGUUACAGGCAUGUUUACUGCAGAAGUGGCUGUUGGAGAGAGUAUAUUAAGUGGGGUCGAAUUUGUUGUCAUUGAAAAUGACGGACACGCCUUCCUUGGGCGGGAAACUGCCAUUUCUCUGGGAGUUUUGAAGCUGGGAGCUAACGUGAAUUCACUAGAGGUUUCUACGAAUGGAGCAAAAGGGGAGGCCAGUAUUUUUGAAAAGUUCCCGGGAUUGGCAAACUGAAAGAUUUCCAGCUAAAAGUCCCGAUUGACCAAGAGGUACCACCUGUAGCACAAACAAUUAGGUAGGUCCCUUACCAUUUGCGUGAUAAACUGACUACCAAACUGGAUGAACUUGUGGAACUAGACAUCAUUGAAAAAGUGAGUGGACCAAGCUCGUGAGUCUCACCAGUGGUAGGGGUGCCCAAGCCCUCAGGUGAUAUUCGCUUGUGUGUGGAUAUGUGACAAGCCAACAUGGCAGUAAAACGAGAGCGUUACCCAACUAUCCACCAUUGACAAAGUUUUACAAGAUUUGAACCAGAGCAAGUUCUUUAGCAAGUUGGAUCUUACCUCUGCCUAUCUCAGAUAG